Leptinotarsa decemlineata (Colorado potato beetle) is the source of this 581-nucleotide messenger RNA. RefSeq lists its product as uncharacterized. Gene Ontology annotation, molecular function: RNA polymerase II cis-regulatory region sequence-specific DNA binding; DNA-binding transcription factor activity, RNA polymerase II-specific; zinc ion binding. The record is from RefSeq and is a predicted model, not a curated record. Gene Ontology annotation, biological process: regulation of transcription by RNA polymerase II. NCBI's taxonomy places the organism in Eukaryota, Metazoa, Arthropoda, Insecta, Coleoptera, Chrysomelidae. Gene Ontology annotation, cellular component: nucleus.
AUUUAAUUCCUGAAAAUAACCGAAAAAAAUGUAACUCACAUGUUCCGUGCAUACUGGCAAAAAAUCAACAUCAACAACACCAAGAAGGUUGUCAAAAACAAACCAACGUGCAGCAGCUCCAGGAAUUCCUGUAUUCACCGCAGAUUCAUCAACACCAUUCAGUUCAAGAAAUAAUCCAGCAAGUCCCAGAAACUUACAAGAGUAGGGUGAAUGAAGAAGCUCCAGCAGAAGUUUCACAUACCACGAAAAAUAAUCAAAACGGAGCCAUUCAAACCAUGCAAAUUGUUCGCCGAGUUAUUAAAAGAACAACAGAGAUCCAUAAUAUACUUGAAGAAGAGGUUUGACAUUAGACAAAUUAACACGUCAAACCGGUAAAUCAACACGCGUCUCGUGAAAAAUGUGUUACAAAAUAAAUGGCAAUGGACUUCAUACGCCCACCGUGUGACGAAUGGAAGAGAAACUGAAACAGUUGCAGUCAAAGGAUGUUGUUAAUCACCAAGAAGCACUGUAUCAAUAAAAAAUAAAUAAAAUAGUUACCUAGUGAGAAAAAAUCACUCGCGGCAAGCGAGAAGUUGUAUCGA